Messenger RNA from Alternaria conjuncta, 3483 nucleotides. RefSeq lists its product as uncharacterized. Gene Ontology annotation, molecular function: phosphorelay sensor kinase activity. Bases 1 to 3483 code for a protein of 1160 amino acids. The transcript is spliced from 7 exons. The record is from RefSeq and is a predicted model, not a curated record. Gene Ontology annotation, biological process: phosphorylation; phosphorelay signal transduction system. Lineage: Eukaryota; Fungi; Ascomycota; Dothideomycetes; Pleosporales; Pleosporaceae.
AUGACGGCCUUGCCUGCACGCGAGAAGCGACCCCUCGGACCAACUCAGAAUGGCACGUCAUCCCUGCGUCGCAUCGGCAUGCUGGACUUGCUGGACCAAGAUCCACGACCUACAUUCGUUAUCGAUACAUCGCCAGGUAGCCCGAAGUCCGGAAAUGGAUGCCAUUUGGAGUAUUGGAAUUCGGCCAUGGCCGCCACCGACCCUGGAGGGCUACUGCAACUACUAAGCCGAGAUGGUGGUGCGUACUCUGCUAAUGAAGAAGGCUAUGCCCCAUUUACAAAAUUUCGAAGCUGGUCUUUGACACACGACACAUCGGAGAAGCCGUUCCUUUAUCAUGGGUUCAACUGGAUGAAGAUCCAUGUGGCUGGCCGCUGGAAUGUCAUAAGCGGUCUCUUGGCGACCACAUGCACCGGCAGUGAGGGCUCUGGGAUGACCACUCUCACUCGAAAAACUUCCAAAUCGAAAGUACCAAACUUUGAUUGGACGGAUGAACUUCCUCCUCUGCGGUUGUCACGACAUGCAGCCUGGGCGCGCAGCAUUGACUGGGCCUCCACUCCUCUUGGCCCAAUGUCUUCCUGGUCGUCACAGCUACGCAGUAUUGCCAAUCUUGUCAUGCAAGAUCCACGGCCAGCAGUCGUUUUCUACGGUCCGGAUCUGAUCAUGAUCUACAACGAAGCAGAGAUAGAGCUGUUGGGUGGCUUCCACCCUUGCAUGGGAGUCAGCGCUCGCGUCGCGCUUGCUUCAGUCUGGGACCAGUAUUUUGAACCCAUCAUACAAACCAACCUCGCAGGAGAAACCGUGGAAAAGACGAACACCUCGAUACACAUGGUACGCAGCGGUUUCAUGGAAGAGACGUACUUCUCCUUAAAGUUCAUACCCAUAUUAGAUGCUGAGGGUAUCACAGUUGGGCAUUAUGAGCCCCUGGUAGAAACGACUAGACAGGUCAUUGCACAAAGACGCUCGCGCGUUCUCCUAGAACUAAGCGAAGAGAUACCCAGGGCGCGCAAUACGGAUACUUACUGGGUUCUCGCCACUGAAGUUCUAUCCCGCAACGAUAAAGAUAUUCCGUUCGCAUUAUUGUAUUCGGCUGAAGCAGACGGGCAUGGGUCCGAAUCGAGUAGGACGCGCUUUUCCGAUACGAACCAACAGCACUGCAAGCUUCGUGGCUCAUUCGGUCUUCCGAAAGGGUCGCCUGCAGGUCCCGAUCAUCUGGACUUUCAGCAAGACCAUGGCUUUACUCCAUACUUUCGCCAAGCUCUUACUGCCCGGAAGCCGAUCAUAAUUCGGUUCGAUCAAGAUCCUGUGGCGGCAGCGUUGGUCAAGGACGUUGAGUGGCAGGGCUUCGGUGAUCCCUGCCGAGCGGCAGCCAUCUGCCCUCUAAACCCGACUUCUUCAAAAGACAAUAUCCUUGGCUUCAUGGUCAUUGGGCUUAAUCCCCGUCGGCCAUUUGACGAAGAUUAUCUCCAGUUCAUACUGGUCGCCAGUCGCCUGCUUUCUACGUGCUUAACAUCAAUUCUACUCCAUGAAGAGGACAUUGGGCGUCGAGAACGGACUAUCGCAAACGCGGAAGCAAUGAAAUCGCAACUGAAGGAACAGUUGACUCUGUCUCAAGCGGAGUCUGAGCGCAAUUUCUCCAAGUUCAAACGCUUCGCAGAGCGUGCCGAUAUUGGCAUCUUUCUCAUAGGAAUGGACGGGGUCUAUUCGUAUAGGAACGAAGCAUGGUUUGAGAUGCUUGGUCCAGUGGAUCCUGCAACCGAUCUCGCUGACGCGUGGAGUAAGCUUAUCGACGAUGACUUCGUCGAAAUGGGACAAGCAAAGUUUGAGGAACUUGUCGAGACCAAACAGCACCAAUCAUUCGAGUUGCGUCUCAAGAAGAGGUGGAAUGCGCCUACCCAGCAUAUGGAUGAUACAUUCCCCGAACAGGAGCCAAUGUGGGUCAUCACAUCCAUCUUCCCUGAGCUCGAUGAAAAUGGGGAAGUAGUAGAGAUCAUCGGUUGCUGUACCGACAUCAGUCAGCAGAAAUGGGGAGAGAAACUUCAGGCUACCCAGGCGACGAGGGCCCGAGAAUCUAAGCGCAGUCUGGAAAACUUCAUCGACACGACAUCUCACGAGAUGCGAAAUCCUCUGUCCGCGAUCGUUCAGUGUGCAGAUAGUAUUAUCUCGGCUCACAAGAACUUCAGCAAGUCGACGGAUUAUCAGAAGGUCUAUCAGACUAUAUUGGAGCAUACCGUUGACGCUGCCGAAACCAUUGUCCAGUGCUCGAAGCACAUGAAGACUAUUGUGGACGACGUGCUUACCAUGUCUAAGCUGGACUCCGGUUUGUUUGUAAUGACCCCAGUCGAUGUCAAAUUCGACUCAAUCGCGAGAGACGCAGUGAAAAUGUUCGAUGGUGAAGCCAAGUCAGCUGGCGUGGAUUUGCGAUUCCAGCUCGAAGAGUCAUGCAAAAAGAUCGCGGUUGAUCUCGUUUCGCUAGACCCUACAAGGGUCUUACAGAUACUUAUCAACCUUAUCACCAAUGCGAUCAAAUUCACUCGAUUAGAAGAGAUACGCGAGAUCAGGGUCAGUCUGGGCGUCUCCCUGAAGCAGCCGACCCACAGUUUCAGCGUGCCAUUCUCCCGUAGCUCCGAAACAUCAGAAGCAGCGACUCUACAAGCAGAUUGGGAGAAGGGCGAGAUAGUCUACAUCAUCUUCUCCGUGCAGGACACGGGUCGUGGCUUGAGCGACGAAGAACAUCAGCUCCUUUUCGCACGCUUUUCGCAAGCGUCUCCGCGCACACAUAUCGACUAUGGUGGCUCCGGUCUGGGUCUCUUCAUCUCACGAAAGCUUACUGAGAUGCACGGCGGCGCUAUCGGCUUCGCAUCUAAAGCCGGCGUCGGAAGCACAUUUUCCUUCUACGUGAAGAGUCGUAGAAGCACUAUUCGCCCCAACUUUAACCGGUCGGAAAGCGACGCGGCCGUUAGCUUGAGCAUACGUGCGCAAAAAACGCUGCUUUCAAGUCGAUCGCGCAACGAAUCGGACGAACCACCCCAAGCCUCCGCCCCUGCGAACGACAUACCCAACAAAGACCUACACGUCCUCAUCGUCGAAGACAACCUCGUAAACCAGCGCGUCCUGGCCAAGCAGCUACGGAACACGGGUAUGCAGGUCGCAGUCGCGAAUCAUGGUGGAGAAGCUCUUGACUAUCUGCGCACAACAAAGUACUGCAUCUCCGAUGGCUCUGGAAAGCCACUCGCACUCAUCCUAAUGGACUGGGAGAUGCCUGUCAUGGAUGGUUUGACAUGCGUUAGGAAUAUCAGAGAGCUUCAGAAAGAAGGCGUUGUUAGAGCGCACGUGCCGGUCAUCGCGGUGACAGCUAAUGUGAGGAGCGAGCAGGUAGAGGUGGCGUUGAAGGCGGGAAUGGACGAUGUGAUAAGCAAACCGUUCAGGAUACCGGAGCUAUGUGCCUGUAUACAGAAGACGUUAAGGAAUACGGCUAGGUCGUAG